Mycena indigotica is the source of this 1284-nucleotide messenger RNA. RefSeq lists its product as uncharacterized. The transcript has 6 exons. Lineage: Eukaryota; Fungi; Basidiomycota; Agaricomycetes; Agaricales; Mycenaceae. The record is from RefSeq and is a predicted model, not a curated record. The coding region runs from base 1 to 1284 and encodes 427 amino acids.
AUGUGGCCUUUAGGCUUUCGUCGGUCCCACCGUCGCUCAUUUCUCCUCUCGACACUCUUUUUGUUGUUCUUGGCUCCUUAUACGGCGCUCGCGGCCCUUAUAAACACGACAUAUGACGAUACGACCGCGAGCUUCAAGUGGUACGGUCACUGGCGGCCAGGAAGCACCGCUACUCCUUGUACUUUUGCCGCCUGCAAUCCGCCCGUCGACUUCUCCCAAGUCCACCAACAAACAUGGCAGGCGGGGCUAUUUGCUGUAAAUAACGUCGCGACCACGAACGGGACCUUUACAUUCACCGGCUCCGCCGUCUACAUCUACGGCAUCGACCGCGCCAACCUCCAGCCCCAGGUCCAAUUCACGCUCGGAAAUAUCCGCACCACACAUCGCUAUACCGGCUCUGAGCCCUUCGUCUACAACUCUCUCUUCUUUGCGGCAACAGGUCUCCCCGCGGGCCAAAUCCAUGUUGUCAGCUUCAAUUUUGUCGCUGCCCCUACCAACGUUGCUGCCCAAGAAGCGUGGCUCGACUAUGCUGUUGUGACGAGCGAAGGAGAUGUCUCUACAGGAUCGAAUCCCAACCCUGGGGACGGAGGCGGAGAAUCGAGUCAUCCUCCUCAAUCCCCAGCCGGACAGUCGUCCUUACCCGGAAACACUGGAGACAGCCAGCCUCAGAGGCCAUCAUCAACCGGGAGUACAUCAACAUUUGGAGCCCAAAUCUCCAUCAGACCCUUCGGCUCUUCAUCCACGUUCACUAGUUCGGAGGGCUUCUUUGCCGCUACCGGUGCGGGGAACGCUCAGGUGCCGACCGACUCGACGACCUCGAAUGGCCUCCAAUCUUCAGCUGCUGGCACGCAUAACCGUAUCGGCGCAAUACUCGGAAUAGUCAUUGGUGUUCUUGCACCAGCGAUCUUGAUCAUAAUCGCAUGGUGUCUAUGGCGCCGCUCCAGAGCUGCCCGCCGUCGACAGCUCCGCCCUCUCGUGUCCCACCAAAAGUUGUCUGGCUAUCCGGGUCGCGAAGCGUCUGAGCUCUCGCCCCGACACCCGGUUUUCGUGGAUCAGGGACUCUCUAGGGCAUCGCACGACGGCUACAGUACCACCACCGGCGCCAUGUCGGACUCCCCGUUCUCGAGUUCCAACCCAGCCUGGCAUGCCGCCCCGUCAGAAGCUGGGAUGGGGAGCCUGAGUGUGUCCGCUUUGAGUUCGGGUAUGGAGACGGAGCGGGAAAGGAUGGUUGAGGCGCGGCUUCAAGAGCUUGAGAAGCAUGUCAUUGUACCCCCGCCUUACUGA